This is a messenger RNA of Scomber japonicus (chub mackerel), 1371 nucleotides long. It is a transcript of the gene serpinh2, whose product is annotated as serine (or cysteine) peptidase inhibitor, clade H, member 2. The coding region runs from base 57 to 1325 and encodes 422 amino acids. Gene Ontology annotation, molecular function: serine-type endopeptidase inhibitor activity. Gene Ontology annotation, biological process: negative regulation of endopeptidase activity; collagen fibril organization. The transcript is spliced from 5 exons. Gene Ontology annotation, cellular component: endoplasmic reticulum. The record is from RefSeq and is a predicted model, not a curated record. NCBI's taxonomy places the organism in Eukaryota, Metazoa, Chordata, Actinopteri, Scombriformes, Scombridae.
GCUUAAAGGACGGCGGCGGAGGAGAGGAAUAAACUUGAAUGAAUUAACGGUCUGCCAUGCUGCCCAGGGUUUUUGUCUGUUUCCUCAUUUCUUUGCCAGUCCUCUUGACGCUGGGCAGCACCGCCAAGUCAUCCAAGAAGAGCCCUGCUGCCCCCGCUGCUACCGCUCCACCCCUCCCGCCCCUACCCAAUGACCCCAGCUGGGCUCUGGGUCUGCGUCUGUACCAGGCCCUCCGCUCCGAUUCCAGCUCAGUAAACACUCUCCUCUCCCCUCUGCUUGUGGCCUCCUCCCUUGGAGCUUUGAGCGAAGGUUCAGCUGGCACCACCGCUAGCCAGCUCCAAGAUCUUCUCAAGACCCCAUCGCUCACCAAGCCUGGAGCCCAGGCUGGAAAGGUUCUGUCCGGAGCACUGAAGAGCUUCACUAAUGCUAACGGGACCAGCUUCCGCCUACGUAGCUCCUCAGCUGUGUUUUCAAAGCAAGCUCCAGCGGUCAGGCAGGCCUUUGUGAAAGAUAGUAAGGCCAGGUUCAGUCUUCAGCACAAGCCACUGGGGAAAGGAGACUCCAAGGCUGACCUGAAGCAGCUCCAUAGCUGGGCUAAGGCUGGCCUCGGUGGGCUGGAGAGCGCUCCUUUAGAGGCUGAAAUCCAAGCUAAGGCUGGAGCUCUGAUUGUGGCAAAUGCCCUACACUUUAAAGGCCUGUGGGAGAGAGAGUUCAGCGAGGAGGGCGCAGACCGUCGCACCUUCUUGGGGAAAAAAUACACCAAAGUGGUGUUGAUGCACCGAGCAGGUCUGUUCCGUUUUCAUGAAGACAUAGAAAAUAUGGUGCAGGUGCUGGAGGUCACUCUGUCGGGAGGCAAGGCUAGCAUGGUGCUCCUGAUGCCCUUCCAUGUCGAGAAUCUGUCCAGGCUGGAGAAGCUGCUGACAGUUGAGAGGCUGUCCAAGUGGCUGGACAAGACCAAUGUCACCAGUGUAAGCGUCUCUCUGCCCAAAGCCAAUAUCACCAGCACCCUCAGUCUGCAGAAACAGUUGUCUGCGCUGGGCUUGACUGACGCGUGGGACCAGAAGGUGGCUGAUUUCUCAGGGGUGUCGGACAAGAGCAAAGGGAAGCUCCACCUGGGUGGCGUCUUGCACUGGGCUUCCCUAGAGCUGGCUGCCGAGGCUGGGAAAGGAAGCGCAGAUCUGGAGGAGGAGCACAUAGAAAAGCCCAAGCUGUUUUACGCUGAUCACCCCUUCAUUAUCUUUGUUAGAGACAACACUAGCGGAGCCCUGCUGCUGAUGGGAGCUGUGGACCACGCUGAGGGAGAAGCCUUGCACGACGAACUGUAGCACCACCAGAAAUUACUAACAUCUGUCUUCUCUUUUUUUUUUUUUU